ACGCUGCCAUUCUCCUCCUUCCAGACCAUCUUGUAUCCUGCAAUGUACCUUCGUAUCCCCAACCUCCUCUCCCGGUGGAGGUGGAAAGGGAAGAUCAAUCCCUUGCACGAAGACGUUUCCGCCGAAGGCAACGCCUGGUUCCGCUCGUUCGCUCCACUCACCCCCAAAUCACAGCAUGCUUUUGACCUCUGCACAUUUGGACUAUUUGCUGGACUACUGCUGCCAGAUGCAGGAAGAGAACAUCUCCGCACAUGUCUUGACAUUGUCAAUGUCUUCUUCAUCAUCGACGAAUACACCGACGUUCAAUCGACUCACGUAGUUCGAGAUAUGAUGACAUCUUGCACUGACGCCAUACGGAACCCUCACAUACCCCGUCCGGAGGGGGAAACCGUCCUUGGGGAGAUCGUUCGACAGUUUUGGGAACGUGCUUCGAGGCUCUCCACCCCCGAGGGGUCGCUUCGCUUUGUCGACUGUUUCACGCAGUACUGCGAAUCUGUCAUUCAAGUGGCGGAAUGGCGGAAUGAUGGUUCCGCAGCCUUGACGAUUGACGAGUACGUUACCAUACGAAUCAGGGACGCCGGAGUUCUUCCAACACAGGCGAUCUGCGGGCUGCACCUUUCCAUUCCCCAGCACGUCUUCCUAGACUCUGUCGUCAGCGAUAUCAUGCGUAUAAGUUGUGAGCUCACCAUCAUUGACAACGAUAUCACGUCAUACAACCGAGAACAGGCGGACGGCAUUGGUGCCUUCAACAUUGUCACUGUCAUCAUGCGAAGCCUCGGCCUUAGCCUUGACGGUGCCAUUGACUGGCUGGAGCAGCGGAACGAGGUGCUCGUGGACACGUUCUAUGCGCAGCUUGAGGCCGUUCCGUCAUUCGGUCCGCAGGUGGAUGCACAACUCCGAGAGUAUCUCGACUAUGUUGGGAAUACGCGACGGGCCGUAUGGGAUUGGUCAUUCGUUAGCGGACGUUACUUCGGUGAUAGAGGGUUGGACUAUGCGAAGACAGGACUAGUGCCCCUCAUACCAGCCAAGACACGGAAUAACACCGAGACGGUCGUUGAGGUGCUCAUCAUGGAGGAAGAGCUAGCGAAGUGGGACGGGGCCGGUUUGGGCAAGGCUGCCUGAUUCUACAGCGGGCACAUAUCAAU
This is a messenger RNA of Dichomitus squalens LYAD-421 SS1, 1145 nucleotides long. RefSeq names its product terpenoid synthase. Lineage: Eukaryota; Fungi; Basidiomycota; Agaricomycetes; Polyporales; Polyporaceae. The record is from RefSeq and is a predicted model, not a curated record. The coding region runs from base 43 to 1122 and encodes 359 amino acids. The transcript is spliced from 4 exons.